UCUUCUCUUCCCCGGUCCGUCGUUCGAGGUAGUGGCAUAGUGUCGCUACUAGAGGUUACCGUCAGUCGGUCGGCCGGUCUAAGUCGAGGGAGAGAAGCCUGGGUUCGCGGUACAUGAUAGCAAAAGUCGCUAGGGCUUCGUCCUUAGACUGAUGUGGUUCCUCUUGGUACUACUACCCUCACAGUCAGCCUCGUAAAUCCCGCCCGGUCCCGAGCGAGGUCGCUAGUGGUAGGGAUGCUUCCAUCGGAGCAACCCCACCAGCGCCGGCGAUGGAAUGCGAAGAACCUACGUCUGCGGCUCGGCGCCGAUUUGGGGAGCGCUGCCUGCGCCGCGUCUGCGGUUGCGCCGCUUAUAUCCGUCAUUGACAGGUCGAUAAUGGAAAAUGCCUCUGGCCGCAGCACCCUGGGCUCAAGCCUCCGGUCCUCGCUGCGCACUCUGCUCUCUCGGCCGCACACACUGCUCUUCUCGAAGCCUGUCGGCCUCAUCUUCGCGCUGUAUGGGGGCACGUACCUGACGGCGAACGCUCUGGACACCGCCACGUCCACCCUGCACGACCGGCCCGCGACACACGUCACCUCCGGCACCGCUAAGUUCGUCGCCUCAUCUGUCGCAAAUGUUGGGCUCUGCAUCUACAAGGAUCAAGUCUACGUGCGGAUGUUCGGGCCCAGCGGCCCCCCGCGUCCCGUACCCCUUCCCAGCUACUUACUCUUCGCUCUACGCGACUGCCUCACCAUAUUCUCCUCCUUUAACGUGCCCCCGAUGCUCGGUCCGGCUCUAACCAGACACAUGAGCGUCGAGUUUCGGAGCCGCAUCAACGGCACUACUGUCGCACAGUUCGUCGCGCCCGCUGCCAUACAGCUACUAUCGACCCCGGUGCAUUUGCUAGGGCUCGACUUGUACAACCGGCCGAGCAAGGUCGCCAACAUCACCUGGAUCGAUCGGUGGACCCAGGUCCGCAAGAAUUGGGCGAUCAGUGCCGCUGCUAGGAUAUGCAGGAUGAUUCCGGCGUUUGGGUUAGGUGGUACGAUCAAUGGAAAAGUGCGAAAGAAUAUUAUGGAGACGCUCGCUUGAGGCAAAUCGAUUCGUGGUGUUUGGCUGUAGUUCAUAUGCUGUUUUAUGUGAUGCGGUUAUGGAAACGGGGUUAUACCUACGAUUUGCGCGGGUCGUCACCGCGACGGCCCUUCUCUCGGCGAGACGCCCGAAAUUUACGGUUA
This is a messenger RNA of Durotheca rogersii, 1214 nucleotides long. RefSeq lists its product as uncharacterized. Bases 235 to 1071 code for a protein of 278 amino acids. The transcript has 2 exons. The record is from RefSeq and is a predicted model, not a curated record. Gene Ontology annotation, cellular component: mitochondrion. NCBI's taxonomy places the organism in Eukaryota, Fungi, Ascomycota, Sordariomycetes, Xylariales, Xylariaceae.